Lathyrus sativus (Indian pea) is the source of this 1494-nucleotide messenger RNA. The record is from the annotation of a GenBank genome assembly. NCBI's taxonomy places the organism in Eukaryota, Viridiplantae, Streptophyta, Magnoliopsida, Fabales, Fabaceae.
AUGGCAUCCAAAGAUCAAAAGCUCCACUUUGUGUUGUUUCCGAUGAUGGCACAAGGUCACAUGAUCCCUAUGAUGGAUAUUGCUAAAAUAUUGGCACAACAUUCCAACGUUGUCGUUACAAUAUUAACAACUCCAAAAAAUGCCUCUCGUUUCUCAUCAAUCUUUCAACGUUUUCUGCAAUCUGGUCUACAGAUUCAUGUAAUCCAUCUCCAAUUUCCAUCCAAAGAGUCUGGAUUACCAGAAGGGUGUGAGAAUCUUGACAUGCUUACUUCACUUGGUGCUGCAUCAGAUUUCUUCAAUUCCACAAAAUUUCAACAAGAAGAAGCUGAAAAAAUAUUUGAAGAGUUAACACCGCGACCAAGUUGCAUAAUCUCUGAUAUGUGUUUACCAUAUACAAUCAACAUAGCUAGAAAAUUCAAUGUUCCAAGAGUUUCUUUUCUUGGAGCUUGUUGCUUUUUUCUCUUGUCUAUGUAUAAUUUACGUGUUUGUAAUAUGAGGCAAACCAUGGCUAAUAAUCCAAAUGAGUAUUUUGCAUUGCCUGGUUUUUCUGAAAAGUUUGAGAUAAAUAUAUCACAAUUAGAUCUAGGAUUAAUGGAUGAAGCUUGGAAGCAGUUUAGUAAAGAUAUGAUUAAAGCUGAAGUGGCUUCUUAUGGAGUAAUUGUGAAUUCCUUUGAAGAGUUAGAGUCAGCAUUUGUAAAGGAUUAUAAGAAGAUAAAAAAUGAUAAAGUUUGGUGUAUUGGUCCUGUAUCACUUAGUAACACUGAUAGCUUGGAUAAGGUUCAAAGAGGUCAUAAUGAUAAGAAUGUUUCAGUUGAUGAAUGGAUUCAUCUCAAAUGGCUUGAUUCUCAGAAGCCAGGGAGUGUAAUCUAUGCAUGUUUUGGAAGUUUAUGCAAUUUCACAUCACCACAGAUGAUAGAGCUUGGUUUAGCAUUAGAAGCAACAAAAAGACCUUUUAUUUGGGUUAUAAGAAAGAGAAACCGGUUAGAUGAAUUGAAAAAAUGGAUGGAGGAAAGUGGAUUUGAGGGUAGAAUCAAUGGUAGAGGUCUAGUAAUUGAGGGUUGGGCUCCUCAGUUGUUGAUAUUGUCACAUCCAUCAGUUGGAGGAUUCUUGACACAUUGUGGUUGGAAUUCCACUAUUGAAGCAAUAUGUGCUGGUGUGCCAAUGGUUACAUGGCCACGUUUUAACGAUCAAUUUUUUGAUGAAAUUUUGAUCGUGCAAGUAUUAAAAGUUGGUGUCAAAAUUGGAGUGAAGAAUCCAAUGAAAUGGGGUGAGGAAGAGGAAAUAAGUGUGUUGGUGAAGAAGGAAGAUAUUGAAAGAGGAAUAGAAAGGUUAAUGGAUGAGACAAGUGAAAGUGAAGAAAGAAGAAAAAGGAUUAGAGAGCUUAGUCAGACGGCUAAAAAGGCUGUAGAAAAAGGAGGGUCUUCUCACACAAAUGUUACUUUGUUGAUCCAAGAUAUCAUGAAGCAACAAUCAAACACUAAAGUUGAAGCAUGA